Molecule: messenger RNA, 3555 nt
Organism: Ylistrum balloti
Lineage: Eukaryota; Metazoa; Mollusca; Bivalvia; Pectinida; Pectinidae
Product: cell surface hyaluronidase-like
Exons: 25
Coding region: 1-3555 (1184 amino acids)
Source: RefSeq, a predicted model, not a curated record
AUGCCUACUGACCCUAUUGAAUAUUUGCAGGGUAAUAAGGAUGGUGAUAAAGUUACAGUCUCCGAGAAAAUCCUGUAUGACGAGUAUGGUGAAGAUGUUAAAUAUGCGGGAAUCACAAUAGCCGAAGGUGGACAGUUGGUAUUUAAGUAUAACAAAACGCUUCUCCUCCAGAGCAAAUACAUCCUCAUAGAGAAAGGUGGCCGUAUGGAUAUCGGAAAUGAAAACUGUCGGUAUACCGGUAAUCUGACCAUCCGGCUUCUUGACGCAAUAUACGGCUGGGCUAGAGAGAACUUCUCUGUAGCUCGAUCCAUUGGUCGUGAUACUGCUAAGCCAGUGGUCCUCAAUUCGAAUACUAGCGCAGCACGAGUGAAAGGUCAGAGAAAUCCAGGUUACAAUGUUGCAAAAGACGAUUUUGGUGAUAAGUUCAUAGGUGUAUCUAGUGGAGGUGGACUGAAUAUAUAUGGUAAAAAGAAAAUGUCAUCAACUAAACUGAAGGAAACAAUACACAAGAUGCCAAAGGCAGAAUAUUCAAAAGAGGUAACACAAGAAGAAAAUUUGCAAGGCUUUAUCCUGUACCAAUUUGAUUUAACAUUGGACAAAUUUACUGAUCAAAAUGUAAAGGAAGAGGCGUUCAAAUUCAAUCAACGAAAGGAGAAAAGCUUUGAUGAUGAAGUUAACAGAUUCGAAAAAUACUUAACUGACAUUCCUGAUAAAUUCGUCGUCACUGGUGUGUUGCGGAAGUCAUUUGUCGCAAGAGACCCUGAAAAGAGAGUACCACAAAAUUGGCUUCAGAAAGUAUUCGACGUAUUUGAUAAAUUUCUAGGUAAAAAGGACGGAGAAAAAUCUGAUUUCAGCAAACUGCUUUUUUACGACAGCUAUGCUUUCAUAAUACAGAAAGGUGAUCCAGGAAGUUUCCAAGAAUCAGCAAUAAGUUAUACAGGAACUGACUUCUUUACUGUAAAUGCAGUUGCAAAGUAUUUCGGGAAAUACAGUUUUCGCGCCCUGAGUUCUAACAGAAAAAAGAACCACAACCGAUCCUAUUCAAAAGUUCAGGUGGUACUUCGCGAAAAUUCACAUUUAACACUUGAGCUUGCCGACGACACUAACUGGCAAAAAGACGACCGAAUAGUAAUUACAUCACCUUCGAUGAAACCAGAUGAUUAUGAGUUUGCCACAGUCUUGGACAAUUUGGGUGGAAAUCGUAUCAAUAUCGACUUAGCCGCCGAGCACGAACAUUUGUGUAAAACUUACAAGGGUGUUCCUAUGUGCGCCGAGGUUGCACUCAUCACCCGUAAUGUCAAAAUCGAAGGGGAAUCAUCUGGUGAGGAUAAUUAUGGCGGACAUAUCAAGUGUGUUGAGGGCUUCACAAGCUGUAACUUUCACGACUUUGAACUAAAUCUGAUGGGCCAACAAAAAGUUUUGGGUCGUUAUCCGAUCCAUUUUCACUUGGCAGGGAAUGUAGAAGGGAAAGCUAAAGUGGAAUCAUUAUCUAUCCACGACACGUACGCCCGAUGUGUCACCAUCCAUCGCACUAGUAGCUUGACUGUGAAGGACACUGCGUGUUUAUUUCCUAUGGGUCAUGGUAUCUUCUUUGAGGAUGGCCUGGAAACCGACAUCACUGUUACGAACAACCUAGUCUUAGGCCCGAAAAAACCGAAUGUUAACAAGAAUGAACUCCUUGUUCCGUCAGACAAUAAGCCAUGUGGAGUUUUAGUUACCCAUCCAAGGAAUUCAUUUGUAGACAACACCGUAGUGGGAUCUCACUAUGGAUUUUGUUUCGCAUUUCCGGAAUUACCAACUGGUCCAAAAAUCCCACAAAAGAUCUUGGAGAAGGGAGAAGCUCGCAGAACCAAAGUCGCACUGUUCAAGGGGAAUACAAUUUACAAUAACUAUGGGGGAUUAACAUGUGCGUUGGAAAUGAACUAUACAAAACCUGACGAAGGAAAAGAAGAGACAUUUUUCGCUUCUGUCAAACUUGAGGAUGAUGUAAAUUCUGUUUGCACACGAAAAGAUGCAAUUGGAGACUACUUUGAUGGAUUACGAAUUGGUGAUAAUAUGAAGGAGGACCUGACAAUCACGCCAAUGGGUGAAUAUCACCCACGUAUCCAACCCAAAAACAGCACAUCUGAUCUAGACUUACUCGAGCUCAGCUGCUUAACUGUAUAUGGCAAUGGAGGAGUGGGUAUCGUUGUAAAGGCGGGAAAAGUUUUAAUGAAGCAUAUUAAAGGAGAAGGAAAACCGACUAUGCCGCGUUACACACAAAGAAUAGAGCAAUCCAUCAUUCUUGGUAAUCGUGAAUCAAAUAAAAAGGAGGAUUCAGAUGACACCGAUCCUAGCUAUGGGCUGCAGUUUGCCGGACCUGUACAUGUGAUCAAGGUAUAUUUCGAUGACUUCUACCCAUCCACCGUGCACCGCUCUGGCGCAAUCGCUUUUGCAGGAAAGAACAAAGAUCCAGUUGCAAGCAAUUAUUUCGGCGAAGACGUCUAUUUCGGUUUUAAAGACCCCGUUGAAGGAAAUCGAGUGUUAAGUGCUAAUACUACGAACGACCAAACAGGGAAUAUUGUGGAAUCAUUUGUCGAUGAAAAAUAUGUCACGGGUUCAAAAGCAACUGUUCUCAGAAACACGGCAUUUCAGGUUACAGGAAAUUGCGAAAGGAGAACAAAAUGGAAAGAGUAUGCCAUCUGUCACGAAAGUUAUGCAAUGGUGUCACUGAACGUGGAUGCAACCGUGGUUAGAUUCGAUUAUAAAGGUGAAGAAGUGGAACUUGACAAGGCCCAGUCUCUAAAAAAUACUCCAUUUAACGUCAUCGUCAACAAUCCGAACUACCACUAUUUUGUUCGUCAUGAUGAUCAUGAUAAAUGGUUCACGCUUAGAACUUCAGAACCCAAUAAAGGUAAGAAAUUUGUCAUCGGCGUGUGUAUUAAAACAAAUGCCAUUCUGAAGAUUAAAAACAGCGAAGAUGUCUCGUUACCUCAAGCACAGACAUACAAUGAACUACUCGAAAGUGCGGAGAACAAAUAUUACCAUGAUAAAAAUAAAGGGAUUGUCCUUGUGAAAGUUGUCGGGCAGAAUGUGGAUGAUAACAAGAAAUAUUGCACAGACAAGAAUGAAAUUUGCCGUGAAAUUAAAAUCAAGGCUUCGGGCUCCACAAACCCAAACAGUGAUUGUUUCGAAGCAGUAAGGGAGAAUUAUCUUCCUCCCAAACCACAGGCCUCGAUCAUGAGUAGAGCAAAGACGAGGUUAUUGGACUUGAUUCAGCUGCUGGUUGACAGAGAAUCAAACAAUUCUGAUGACAGUGUUUUGAAAAAGCGGAGACGGAAGAGAAGUGUUCCUGUUCCUGUAAAUGACGAGGAGCUCCUAAAAUACAGUGGUGUAAUACCAAACGUAAGGAAUAUGUCGACUACUCUGAAUGGCUUAAAUGUGAUGCGUAAAGAAAGAAAUGAAUGUUCUAAACAACAAUCCAGAAUCCCUCCUAAACGACUGACCAAGAACCUUCCCAGUGGACUCUUCCAAAGAACAGCUAAUGCCGUUAAAGAUAUCUUAUUCCCUACAUGA